Molecule: messenger RNA, 1703 nt
Organism: Spinacia oleracea (spinach)
Lineage: Eukaryota; Viridiplantae; Streptophyta; Magnoliopsida; Caryophyllales; Amaranthaceae
Product: developmentally-regulated G-protein 2
Exons: 12
Coding region: 246-1445 (399 amino acids)
Molecular function (GO): GTPase activity; GTP binding
Source: RefSeq, a predicted model, not a curated record
GAAUCUUAGAAGAUACAGAAAUGACCAAAGAAAAUACUUCAAUAAAAAAACUUUCUUUUCUUUUCUUUGGCUUCUUUUGGGUCCCCAACUUUGAGCAUUCUUCUAGUAAUUGCUGAGGAGUGAGGAAACCUCCGGAAAUAAAAUUCUUGCAAACCCUAGAACUACAUCGAUUCCUCACAUCAUCAUCCGAGCUCAGUUCUCCUGCAAUUCGAUUCACAGUCAACAGUAAUUGAAAUUCAGGAACAAUGGGGAUCAUAGAAAGGAUUAAGGAAAUCGAAGCCGAGAUGGCUCGGACACAGAAGAAUAAGGCUACAGAGUAUCAUCUGGGUCAACUGAAAGCAAAGAUAGCAAAGCUCAGGACGCAGCUGUUAGAGCCUCCCAAAGGUUCGAGUGGAGGAGGGGAGGGUUUUGAAGUUACAAAGUUUGGGCAUGGACGUGUUGCACUGAUUGGAUUCCCAAGUGUGGGUAAGUCAACACUCCUAACCACUCUUACUGGAACUCACUCAGAAGCUGCCUCGUAUGAGUUUACUACACUUACCUGCAUCCCUGGAAUUAUACACUACAAUGAUACUAAGAUUCAACUGCUUGAUCUUCCUGGAAUCAUUGAGGGUGCUUCUGAAGGAAAGGGGCGUGGAAGGCAGGUCAUUGCUGUAGCCAAAUCAUCAGAUCUUGUACUCAUGGUUCUAGAUGCCUCAAAAAGUGAGGGGCAUCGGCAAAUAUUGACUAGAGAACUGGAAGCUGUGGGAUUACGUCUCAACAAAAAACCGCCUCAGAUCUACUUUAAGAAGAAGAAGACUGGGGGCAUUUCUUUCAACAGUACAAUGCAGUUAACACAUGUGGAUGAGAAGCUUUGCUAUCAAAUUCUUCAUGAGUAUAAGAUUCACAAUGCUGAGCUGUUAUUUCGUGAGGAUGCAACAGUUGACGAUCUGAUUGAUGUGAUUGAAGGGAACCGUAAAUACAUAAAAUGUGUAUAUGUAUACAACAAGAUAGAUGUUGUUGGUAUAGAUGAUGUUGACAGGCUAGCAAGACUUCCGAACUCUAUUGUCAUUAGUGCCAACAUGAAGCUUAAUCUAGAUAGAUUGUUGGCAAGAAUGUGGGCGGAGAUGGGACUAGUUAGAGGUUAUACUAAGCCUCAAGGCCAGCAGCCAGAUUUUUCUGAGCCCGUGGUUCUCUCUGCGGAUCGGGGUGGUUGUACGGUUGAGGAUUUUUGUAAUCACAUACACAGAACACUAGUGAAGGAUUUAAAGUAUGCUCUUGUUUGGGGCACGAGUGCAAGGCAUUAUCCUCAGCAUUGUGGACUUUCACAUGUUCUUCAAGACGAGGAUGUGGUUCAAAUUGUUAAAAAGAAGGAGAUAGACGAAGGAGGGAGAGGGCGUUUCAAAUCACACUCAAAUGCCCCGGCCAGAAUCGCUGACAGAGAAAAGAAGGCGCCACUUAAACAAUAAGACUUGUGAGCAGAUGAUGGUGUGGUUCGAGUCUAUCUGGUCACAAGGUAGAGACUUCCAACGGAAAAGAGGUAUUAUUAAAGAUCCUCGACAAAGUUUCAGUCAAUUACAAACUGAUUUACGGAGUACUCAUUUUUGUCCUUGUCAGAUUAGUAUUUGAUUUUAUGUCUACGGUUCAUUUGUUGUAACUUCAUGACUAAUACAGUUAUACAUCCAUUAGUUAUGGAUUUGAAAGAAAUUAUCUGGAUUUUCGCUUUA